This is a messenger RNA of Colletotrichum costaricense, 213 nucleotides long. RefSeq lists its product as uncharacterized. Lineage: Eukaryota; Fungi; Ascomycota; Sordariomycetes; Glomerellales; Glomerellaceae. The transcript has 2 exons. The coding region runs from base 1 to 213 and encodes 70 amino acids. The record is from RefSeq and is a predicted model, not a curated record.
AUGUUUAUAAGCCUUUUUAUUCUUCUUCGUGUCUCUAAUCUUGAACGACAGUGUCUCACCAAGUUCCCUGCUCUCAUUCUCGACACUGAGACCGUAUUAGUCGGUGACUUUAUCCACCAACAGCCUAUGAAAACUUCGCUACCGCGCAAAACCAUCCAGGCUUCCUCUGAGGGAGACUGCACCAUCUCCACACUCCGCCCAUCAAGCAUCUAG